AUGUUCCGAAAACCAGCAAAGAAGCGCCCACAAGUCCAGGCUCGUCAGCGGGACAAUGAGAGUUUGUUUGACGAUGGUGAUGUGGAAAUCGUUAAGGGCCUUAAACGACGAAAGCGUACUAAUCCUCUUCAGCAAUCUACAGUGAAAGAUUUAAAAACAGCAGACGCCACAGAAGGCACAUCGAGUGAUUCCGGCGAGGAAAUCGGCGGUGUUGUUGUGGAACACUCUUUCGCUGCUAGUGGAAGUUCUGCUCCGCUAGGGCCAAGUGACCAAGGAGCUACUGCUACUCUAGACAUUGACACUGAACAUGAAGCAGAUGCCCAGGCACAAUUUGAGCGUGUACAACAACAGAUCAAGGAGGGUCUCGUCAAGGAUGGGAAAGUCCUCUAUAAGGGUCAAGCAAUGUACGGGGCAAAAGAGGCGAAGGAUACUGUAAAAGGGAAUGCCAGCAGUGGAAUGAAUCGCAUUGGGCCGAUUCGUGCGCCUCAAUUUCUGCGUCAGACUGUGCGUUGGGACUAUGCGCCUGAUAUUUGCAAAGAUUACAAGGAAACCGGUUUCUGUACUUUCGGAGAUUCUUGCAAGUUUUUACACGAUCGUUCUGAUUAUAAGCAUGGGUGGGAGAUUGAACGUGACUAUGCAUCUGGAAGAUUAAACAAGGUAGACGAGACUAACUACGAGAUAAAUGAGGAAGAGGAUGAAUUUCCCGAAGAAUGCUACAUUUGUGGGAAGCCGUUUACAUCGCCAGUAGUUACCAGGUGUAAGCAUUACUUCUGUGAGACUUGUGCGCUGAAUUCGUUCAGGAAAUCGAAACGAUGUCAGGUUUGCGGAGAAAAUACAGGAGGAGUGUUCAAUGUUGCUAAAGGUGAGCUGAGCAGUUCACUUAACUUUUUAAACAAUGUUGUUAGCAUAUUAACGAUGAUACAUCCCAAUGUUGAUCUCAUUGCGAAGCUCGCAGGUACGACAAAAACUAGAAAGGUAACAGAUUCGGAUUGCGAGACUUCUGAUGUAGAAGAAGCGUCAUGUAGUAAGGAUGUGAAAGAAGAAGUUAUCGCUGCAGACGAUGGUAAUCCUCAGGAAAUCAAGCAGGAAUUUUGCGAGCAGGGCGAAGAUCAUGAGGAAGGGACCGAAAUUAAGAUGGAAAAUAUAGAAGAAGAUGAAAUUGGAGGUGUUGGUGAUAGCGAAAGUGAGGAGCAUUCCGAUUCUCAAGAAGACACUGAUAGUUGA
Messenger RNA from Angiostrongylus costaricensis, 1224 nucleotides. NCBI's taxonomy places the organism in Eukaryota, Metazoa, Nematoda, Chromadorea, Rhabditida, Metastrongylidae. The record is from the annotation of a GenBank genome assembly.